Molecule: messenger RNA, 1722 nt
Organism: Cadophora gregata
Lineage: Eukaryota; Fungi; Ascomycota; Leotiomycetes; Helotiales; Ploettnerulaceae
Exons: 9
Coding region: 1-1722 (573 amino acids)
Biological process (GO): transmembrane transport
Molecular function (GO): transmembrane transporter activity
Source: RefSeq, a predicted model, not a curated record
AUGAUGGACACAAAAAAGAUGACAGCUGCCCCUCAGUGCAGCAUCAGCGAAAAGGGCAGUUCUGAUAAUAUGGGCACUGCUGACCCUUCAUCGAAUAUGGACCAAGAGCCUCAUAUUGGAACCGAGAAAGCAGAGCCUCAAGACCAGCCUGCGGGCGAGACUGCAACUGAAAAUGCUGAAUACAUCUCGGGGAUUAAAUUACUGCUCGUUGUGGGAGUUGUCUCUUUGUCGAUGUUUACGAUGCUUCUCGAUACUUCAAUCAUCGUUACUGCUGUUCCAAAGAUCACCAGCGAUUUCCAUUCCCUCGGCGAUGUAGGAUGGUACGGAAGUGCGUACCUAUUAACAAGUGCUUCCUUUCAGCCAUUGACUGGCAAGAUAUACCAGAAGCUUAACUCAAAAUUCACAUACAUGUCCUUCCUAGGCAUUUUCGAACUCGGGUCUUUACUUUGUGCUGCUGCGCAAUCUUCAUCAAUGUUCAUUGUUGGUCGGACAAUUGCUGGCAUCGGAGGCGCUGGGCUUGCGACGGGAGGGCUCACUAUUAUUUCGGCAUGCGUCCCUUUGGAGAAGCGAGCAACAUAUGUGGGUUUCAUGAUGUCCGUCGGUUUGCUUGGAACCGUUGUCGGCCCUGUCAUGGGAGGUAUCUUGACUCAGUAUACGACAUGGAGAUGGUGCUUUUACAUCAAUCUCCCAAUGGGUGCAGUCGUCGCGCUUUGCCUCUUGCUAAUCCGUAUCCCCGAUAUCCGUGAUGAUCCUUCCGCCAAGCCAAAACACACUUUCAAAUCUCUCUUUCAUGAUCUCGACCUGACAGGCUUUUCUAUAUUCGCGCCGACAGUAGUGAUGUUUCUUCUAGCACUGCAAUGGGGUGGCGUAUCCUACCCUUGGAAAAGCGCGACCGUGAUCGGACUGUUCUGCGGUUCGGCAGGGCUGCUGGUGGUAUUCUUGUUUUGGGAGAACAAGCAAGGCGACGAAGCGAUGAUACCGCUCGCAAUGAUCAGAAAACGGGUCGUCUGGAGCGCAUCGCUGUCUACUUUCUUCCUUUACGGAAGCUUGCUUGGCCAGGCUUACUACCUGGCUAUUUAUUUCCAGGCAGUGAGGGGUCUCUCGCCUAGCUUGAGUGGGGCGUAUGCACUUCCUGGUAUCCUGAGCCAAGUUGUCUUCGCAGGUGUCUCUGGCGUUGCCGUUUCCAAAGUAGGGUAUUAUUUACCUUUCACUAUUUUCGGCACCGCGAUGAACAGCGUCGGCACAGGUUUGAUGAGCACUUUCACCCCCCACAGUCUAACCUCGGCGUGGGUUGGCUACCAGAUAAUCAGUGGUGUCGGUCGUGGUUGUGCACUUCAAAUGCCUAUGAUAGCAGUCCAAAACACACUGGCGAAGAUCGAGCAUCCAGUCAGCAUGUCAAUCAUGAUGUUUGGACAGUCCAUCGGCGGAUCAAUCUCUCUCGCUAUUGCGCAAGCCGUGUUCAACAGUGGUCUGGAAGAUGCCCUCAAGGCCCAUGCUCCACAUGUCAGCUAUGGACAGGUCACUGUCGCGGGUGCGAGGGAUUUCAGACACAUCAUCCCGAGUACGUCAGUACCUGGUGUGAUUCUGUCCUAUAACGAGGCGGUCAACCACGUGUUCUACUUGAUCGCUAGUCUGGCUGUCGUUGGUGUUGUGUUCAGUUGUGGUCUGGGAUGGAAGAGCGUGAAGAAAGCAAAGGAAGAUACGGAUGUCGUAGUUGUAUGA